Messenger RNA from Porites lobata, 995 nucleotides. The record is from the annotation of a GenBank genome assembly. NCBI's taxonomy places the organism in Eukaryota, Metazoa, Cnidaria, Anthozoa, Scleractinia, Poritidae.
AUGACUUUGGAGUGCGUGAGGAAACAAACUGAGAUGCUAAAUGUUUCUUUGCUCAAACAUAAAUUAAUAUUUUCCGUCUCUUCUUGUUCCUUAAUAAAGCAAUCACCUCCAUUCUGGUAUGGUGGGGUUCCCGGCAUGCAUGGCAAGCCCGGUUCUCCAGGGUUACCAGGCCGUGACGGACGUGAUGGCCGAGAAGGAGCUAAAGGUGACCAAGGAAGCCCGGGAAAGAUUGGGCCCCAGGGACCUCCUGGAGUAAUGGGUCCUGCUGGAGUAAAUGGAAAAGAUGGUGCUAAAGGAGAUCCUGGUGUACAGGGCCCACCAGGUCCAAAAGGAGAGCGUGGAAAAAGUGGACAUCCUGGGAACCCAGGUCUGAUGCCUUUUAAGAACUGGAAAGAGUGCGCAUGGAAGGACAUUCACAGUGGUGAACAAAACGGUUUAAUAAAGGUAAAGUUACAAGAACUCUUAUUUUCUUCUAAAUUGCUUGGUCCCCAUUUAUCUUUUCUGCUUUUAUCUUAUGAUACCAAAUCGAUUUAACCAUUCUAUAUUUAUUUCUGACAUAUUUAGGACUGUGUCUUCACAAAGAACUUCUCUGACACCGCUCUUCAUGUGGCCUGGACCGGUGCCCUUAGAAACCACAAGUGUACAUCCUGUUGCAAACGCUGGUACUUCACUUUCAACGGCGCAGAAUGUUCAGCUCCCUUACCUAUUGACGGUAUUGUGUACAUGUGGCAAGGCAACACUCAAGAUCUUCACCGCGUUCGCCAUAUUGAAGGGCACUGCAACAACAUCCACAAAGGAAAGGUGCGCGUUGGAUUCAGGGUUGGUAAUUGUCGAGCGGGAUCACCCGGCGACGCCUACACUGGUUGGUACUCUGUGUCCCGGAUCUUCAUUGAAGAAGUCCCUAAGGCUCAGGCCUAAAUGCCGAGACUAAACAUCCAUUUUGCUAAGAUAAACAUUAUCGCUUCCAGCCAGUUCUACAGAUUACUAGGAGGUCG